Messenger RNA from Fukomys damarensis (Damara mole-rat), 994 nucleotides. RefSeq names its product natural resistance-associated macrophage protein 2. Gene Ontology annotation, molecular function: cadmium ion transmembrane transporter activity; iron ion transmembrane transporter activity; manganese ion transmembrane transporter activity. Bases 1 to 720 code for a protein of 239 amino acids. Lineage: Eukaryota; Metazoa; Chordata; Mammalia; Rodentia; Bathyergidae. Gene Ontology annotation, biological process: metal ion transport. The transcript is spliced from 8 exons. The record is from RefSeq and is a predicted model, not a curated record. Gene Ontology annotation, cellular component: plasma membrane.
AUGGGAGCUUCACGCAGUGUUCUGCUCCAGCUGUAUACAGAGCUGCUCCUGCAUUUGGCUCCUAGAGGAGCAAGGAAGGCCCUGCUUGGAAAAUGUAAGUUCUCUGAGAGCAGGAACAUUGUGGGUUUUGAUCAUUACUAUAUCCAAGUGCGUAGCCCAGUGCCUGGCACUAUUGUGUAUUUGCUAAAGUUGCUCUGGGUCCUUCUGUUGGCCACCAUCGUGGGGCUUCUGCUCCAGCGCCUUGCAGCCAGACUGGGAGUGGUCACCGGGCUGCACCUCGCAGAAGUAUGUCACCGUCAGUAUCCCAAGGUCCCACGAAUCAUCCUGUGGCUGAUGGUGGAGUUGGCUAUCAUUGGCUCAGAUAUGCAGGAAGUCAUUGGCUCAGCCAUUGCCAUCAAUCUCCUGUCUGUAGGAAGGGUUCCUCUCUGGGGUGGAGUCCUCAUCACCAUUGCAGAUACAUUUGUAUUUCUCUUUUUGGACAAAUAUGGCUUGCGGAAGCUGGAAGCAUUUUUUGGCUUUCUCAUCACUGUCAUGGCCCUCACAUUUGGAUAUGAGUAUAUUACAGUGAAACCCAACCAGAGCCAGGUACUCAAGGGCAUGUUCGUGCCAUCCUGUUCUGGCUGUCACACCCCACAGAUUGAACAGGCUGUGGGCAUCGUGGGAGCUGUCAUCAUGCCACACAACAUGUAUCUACAUUCUGCCUUAGUCAAGAAUUUUUAGUAAGGAAAAAAUGUUUAAAUGGUUUUGGGAGAUGCAAGGACCAAUGCAAUGCAGAUGAAAAGGAUAUACAGAAAUGCAAGAAGAAAAAAUGUUGCAUUGGACCAAGAGUGAUCCGGUUGAUAGAUAUCUACCUGCAGAAACAAAUACCCCAUGUACCUACUGAAGACAUUAUAGAAAUGCUAAUCAACAAGAAUUUUAGUAUUGCAAUGGAAAGAAACUAUAUUUUACCUGUUCUCACCAAAAGUAUUGGCCCUUCCCCCGAUAUCGACUCUGA